Molecule: messenger RNA, 885 nt
Organism: Marasmius oreades (fairy-ring Marasmius)
Lineage: Eukaryota; Fungi; Basidiomycota; Agaricomycetes; Agaricales; Marasmiaceae
Exons: 2
Coding region: 1-885 (294 amino acids)
Source: RefSeq, a predicted model, not a curated record
AUGGACCGUCGAAUGGAAUUGGACUUGGGCGCUGGAGGAACUCCGACAAUACCAGAGGAACUAAUCGAUAAGAUUCUCGAUCUUCUCUGGGAUGACCAAAAAGCACUGAAACAGUCCUGUCUCGCCUCUCGCUCCUUUGUACGUACUUGCCAGAAGCUCAUUUUUGAGUGCAUCUGGUUGGAGGAUAUACCGAACGGUGGAGAUUCGAACGCUCAUCUACUCACAAUGGCGCAGCGACUCGAGCUUCUCCUAAGGUCAACGCCGCACUUUGCACUCCUCAUCAAAGGCCUCCACAUCGUUUCCAACUGGACCAAAUGGCUCACAAGAGACAAGACUUUACCAUUCAUUCUUCCGCUCCUCGUCAAUCUACGACGUUUUUAUAUCUCUAACGGCAAGAAGAACUCAGAUUAUAUCAUCAUACCAUACCUCCCAAAGGCUGUACAGGAAGCAUUGUUCGCUACCUGGCGGUCACCUAAACUGACACACAUCGCGAUGGGGUGUAUCGCUUUCGCAUUGUUCGAGGAUGUCCUCUCUGUAAUCUCGCAAUCCAGUCACUCGGUCCGGAACAUCGCCCUCUGCAUGGUCGAUGGCGAUGUCAAUAACAAUCGUGAUAGUGACAUUAAUGGUCGAUUAGUCAUUCCAAGUCGUCAUAUGGAUUCCUUGACAUUUACUCCAUGUGAGGAUGAACAUUCCGCACAAUUUUAUACAUGGCUGCUCAAUCUCAAGACAAAUUUUUCAUGGUCUUCGCUGCGCAAGUUACACUUCUACAUCGGUGGAGAAUUCACACUUGAGGAAGAUCUCUCUCUCUUCCGUCACAUCCUCACGGCAAGCCCUUCGAUCGAAGAACUACAUAUUUCAAUGUAUGACUGUAGGUUACUCACCUGA